Gadus chalcogrammus (walleye pollock) is the source of this 3313-nucleotide messenger RNA. RefSeq names its product palmitoyltransferase ZDHHC3-like. Lineage: Eukaryota; Metazoa; Chordata; Actinopteri; Gadiformes; Gadidae. Gene Ontology annotation, molecular function: protein-cysteine S-palmitoyltransferase activity. The record is from RefSeq and is a predicted model, not a curated record. The coding region runs from base 491 to 1396 and encodes 301 amino acids. The transcript is spliced from 7 exons. Gene Ontology annotation, biological process: protein targeting to membrane; peptidyl-L-cysteine S-palmitoylation. Gene Ontology annotation, cellular component: endoplasmic reticulum; Golgi apparatus.
CCUGCCCCUCCACAACACGAAGGCUGCGGUUCGGGGAGUGAAUCGAUUGACUCCAGAUCGGAUCUUAGCGGACCGGCCGGUUACGGCGCACAACUCGACGCAGAGAGGGAGACACGAAGCGUCGGCGGGUACUUCCUGGUUCGCUACCCGGGCUGUGUCGUCACCAGCAGGGGGAUCCGGGUUAGGGAAUGAGUUCACAUCCCCUUCGACAUACUACCGAGAUUUCCAUAUGAAUGAAACAGCAUAGCGUCGAAACCCGGGCUUGAAACCGUUCCAUGUCGUGGCCCAGCGGGGCGGGACUCGAUAGGUUAGAAGGGGUGUGCACAAACACACACAGGAGGGACUCGAGCUGAACGCAGGUCCACACACACACGCACACACCUUUUGGUGGCUUCGAGCCCACUGACUGAUUAAGGAUUGCUUGCAAAGUUUCUUCGACAUACCGAGGAGUUUGAGUAUGUGGGCGUGGCCUCCCCAGGUCUAGAUCUCGAUGAAGAACUCCUCCGCCUCCUCCCACCGCACGCGGGAGAUCGACUACCGCGCGGGCUACCUGCGCCCGGAGCACUGCGCCCCGCCCCCGCCCCGGCCCGGCUCAGGCCGCAUGUGGUUCAUCCGCGACGGCUGCGGCAUCACAUGCGGCGUGAUCACCUGGAUGCUGGUGCUCUACGCCCAGUUCGUGGUGGCCUUCGUCAUGCUGCUGCCCGCCCGGAACCUCCUCUACAGCCUGGUGAACGGUGCCCUCUUCAACAGCCUGGCCGUGCUGGCGCUGGCCUCGCACGCGCGCGCCAUGUGCACCGACCCGGGGGCGGUGCCCAAGGGGAACGCCACCAAGGAGUUCAUAGAGAGCCUGCAGCUGAAGCCGGGCCAGGUGGUCUACAAGUGCCCCAAGUGCUGCAGCAUCAAGCCCGACCGCGCCCACCACUGCAGUGUGUGCAAGCGCUGCAUUAAGAAGAUGGACCACCACUGCCCCUGGGUCAACAACUGUGUCGGAGAGAACAACCAGAAGUACUUUGUGCUCUUCACAAUGUACAUCGCCCUCAUCUCGCUCCACGCCCUCCUCCUGGUGGCGUUCCACUUCCUCCUGUGCUACGAGUCCGACUGGACAAAAUGCAGUAACUUCUCACCCCCGGCGACGGUCAUCUUCCUCAUCCUCCUCUGCUUCGAAGGCCUCCUCUUCCUCCUCUUCACCUCGGUCAUGUUCGGCACGCAGGUGCACUCCAUCUGCUCCGACGAGACGGGCAUCGAGCAGCUGAAGAAGGAGGAGAGGCGCUGGGCCAAGCGUUCCCGCUGGAUGAGCCUGAAGGUGGUGUUCGGUCACCCCUUCUCCAUCUCCUGGCUCAGCCCCUUCGCCACGCCCGACCACGGCAAGGCCGACGCCUACCAGUACAUUGUCUAGGAGUCGGGACCCCCAGGGAACGUCAAUGUCCCCCCCCCCCCCCCCUCGUCCACCCACCCAGCAGGGGGUUAGGUCGCGCCCCGACUGUGGGACCUGCUGCUCAGGGGAGGGGGGGGGGAUGUGAACUCGUGGUGUGAGAAGGGAUUGGAUGCAAGUGUUAUCUGGACCAAGGCUGGAACUUUAAAGAGACACGGUGCCUUCCUAAACCACCCCGUUAUGAUUGUCCUUCCUCUUUUCGUGCGUUCUAUUCAUCGUCUUUCAAGGCCUUCUUAAGAGAUUACGUCUCGAGGAAAUCUGGAUUGUGUGUUUUUUUGGUGAACUCCUCAUUGACGUUUUGUUUAAUGCUUCGUGCUCAUCUAUAUAUAUUUUUUUUACUCGGUGCAGAAAUAACCUUUGCAGUACACUCAGCGUUCUCCAAAUGAUCCAACCCAGCAGUUGUGGAUGUUUGGUGACGACACAAACCAUUUUUCCAACAGCGCCUGAAUUGUGUCUCCGAGGCGUUCUAGAAUGUUGAACGACUGAAGAAGCUUUCAGUGGGUGUUCCAGAACGCCGGUUUCCGUGGGCGUCGUAGAAUUUCGCCCAAAACAGUCUCGACGGUCGUAGGCUUCCGACAAUUGCAGCUUUGACGCUGCCACCAGUUUUUUUGGUGUUGCUGUAUUCGUUCGGCUGGAACGCUCGCCAUCACCUGAUUGGACGGUGUGGACCUGUGUCGGGGAGGUUAUCUCAUGUUCGGCUGCUCCACCUUCUCACGCGCCGCGUCUGCUGUGGACUUUGGCCCGAGACGCUCCCUUCUGCCAACCCCGCGUCUCGCGCAGCGUUGUCCCUUAUCCAGGUGAUCAGAUAGUCCACUCCUCCUGUUUGGUGUUCAAGUACAAAAAGCUGUGAGUUGUUUGGAUAAAAGCAGGUGGACCUUGAUCUGACCGGCCUGGGCUCCACACAUCGACGCCUCUGGUGCAGAAGGUCCCUGGGUUGACGAGCUCUCCUCUCUGCCUCCUCCUCCAAUCCCAGAGUGGGGUUUAAACCCCCGCCGGGACCUUUGGGCAAGGCAGCCGAGCUGCUACAGGGUCAAACGUAAAAGGAGGCGUUUGUGUGGGGAUUGAACUGAGUACCGGACUGGAGGGACCAGGACUACCAAGGACUGGACCAGGGGCACCGAGGACUGGACCAGGGUCACCAAGGGACUGGACCAGAGGCACCAGGGGACUGGACCAGGAAUACCGAGGACUGGACCAGGACUACCAAGGACUGGACCAGGGCACCAUGGGGAGGUGUACCUGAGGUGUACCUGAGGUGUAUUGGGUCGGUGCUCACCAUGUGUCCAACAGCUGGUGGUUAUUUUUGAUACAUCAACAUACGUGUUUUUUAAUUCGCUACUUGAAGAAUCAUGAACUGCCUUUUUUAAAGUGUUGGGGUACAUGAGAUGAUGUGGGCGUACGACAGUUUGUUCUGCUAUGGUUUAAUAGUUAUUUUUAAUGUGGAUUUCUAAGCCAGCAGACCCACAUUAACUCUUCACAAUGGGAGGUUAAUUAACAGAGAUGAACCCUGACCUCAACCCUCGGUAUAACACCAUAGAUCGUUAGCCGUCAUCAUGGACAAUCAGACGCACAUCAUGCUAUCCCAUAAUAUUCUCAACUCUAAGCACAUGGUUGAAAACCUGGUAACUGUGGUAACGAAAAACAGUUUGACAUGACACUAUUUUCAGCUCCUGACUAGCCUCAGUUUGGAUGAUGGGUCUUCAUCUAAAUGUGUUGCCAAAUGUGUAUUAUUACGUGAAUCCAGCGGUUAUUUCUGUUUAAAGGUAAAUUCCGGGUGCCACUUAUUUUUAUCCUUGGACGAUUUUAUCAAUGUGUUAUUUUGUUAAACCUUGGCCCAAAUGAAAUAAAAUGUAUGAACAACCCUCCUAUGAAACGUACCAG